CGAAGCAGAGUGUUUUGUGUAAAUAUGGCGGCGCACUGUAGCUCCAUCAUGCGUCUUCGGACUCUGUACAACCUUGGGAGAAAAACCUUGGAUAUCGGAUGUAGAACCGGUCUGGACUGGAGCGGUACGAGCCUAUACAGGACCCGAGCUGGAACUGCUCCCAGCCGCGGAGAAACUGCCCCUGACAACCACACAGACCAACCUGAUUUCCUCAUGGAUUUUCCUGAGCCAAAAAAUCUCCUACAUUCAGUUCUGUCUAGAUCCCUGAGACAGUCGAAUAUCUCUCGCUAUAUCCAGUAUAAAUGCACAGAUGGAGAUAUUAAGAGGGCAACAGUUACACUGUUGUGGCCUGAAAGGAUCGAAGUAGAGGGAUUUGGAGCACGGAAGCAGGAGGCGGAGCGACGCGCAGCAGCAGCUGCCUGCCAUAGGCUGAGAGAACUGGGAGUUCUGGGUCCAAGAAACCAGGUUCCCACACAGAGAUCAUUGCAGGAAAAUGGAUGGCGCUCAUCUCUCAGGGAGGACACAGACAAAGACCCAAAUGAGCGUAAAGGCAACGAGCUACGAAGAACCACAAGCAACAGGAUGAGAAGGGCUGCAGAAAGCCUGGAAGCGGUAAAAGAGGAUCCGAAAGUCUCGGAGGCACUGUCCAUCUUCUCAAAACCGAAGGCUCUUCUGGUCAGGGUUAUUCAAGUGGCCACAACGUCUGGUAGUGUCAACGAACUGCUGCACUACAGGACAGUUGGAGGGAAGGUGAAGGAGUGUGAACUCACACUGCGUUGGCCCGAGGAGAUGAAAUUUAUUGCCCACGGCCGCCGCAGACUGGAGGCUGAAACGAGAGCAGCAGCACUUGCCUGCCUCAGACUUAAGGAACUGGAUCUGCUGGAUGAGCAGAAUAAUCCUCUCACGCAUGCCAUGUACAACCAAGCGGAGGUGAGGGAGGCAGGAGAGCGAGAGAGGAGGCCGUGUCUCAUGGAGAUCCCUGAUGAUCUGAAGUACAGGAUUAGAGAUUAUUUAACGCAGUAUCCAGUGGAAGAGGGAGUGCGGAAACUGUGUAAAGAGCGAGCUGACGAGAGACAGUCUUCCUCUUUUAAUGAGGACGAUGAAGAAGAUGGCACAAAGGAUCCUGUGCUCAAUGCAAUCACUGGCAAGCCGUAUCACCCCCUGAACCCUGAGGAGGCUCAGCUCCUGAGUGACAACAUUCUGAGGCAGUGGGAGAGGGCGGGACCAGCUCGGGGGGCAGAGCUUCCUGUAGACUCUCAUCGUGCAUGUCUGGUGGAGGCAGUGCAGGCGUCGCGGGUGGUGGUGGUUGCUGGAGAGACGGGUUGUGGGAAGACGACACGGAUCCCACGCUUUCUGUUGGAGGACCGAGUGAGAGGCGGAGCUGGGGCUCACUGCAACGUUUUGGUAACACAGCCGCGCAGGAUAAGCGCGGUCUCUGUGGCUGAGCGUGUUGCCAAUGAGAUGGGCCCCAUCCUUCGACCUUUCGUCGGCUAUCAGGUCCGUUUAGAAUCUCGUCCCCCAGAGGCUAGCAGUGGCUCGCUUCUGUUCCUAACCGUUGGCGUCCUGCUGAGGAAGCUGCAGUCGAAUCCGUUGCUGCGUGGCAUUAGCCAUGUGGUAGUAGACGAAGUGCAUGAGCGAGACGUGAACACUGAUGUGCUGCUGGCCCUGCUGCGUCGUGCCCUUACCCACAAUCCUGAACUGCGUGUGGUCCUCAUGAGUGCCAGCGGAGACACACAACGUCUUUCUUCCUACUUUGAUGAGUGUCCAGUGUUUCACAUCCCCGGCUUCAUGCACCCUGUGAAACAGAGGUACCUGGAGGAGGUGCUGAGGGAGAUGGGUAGACCAACAAAGAAGGCAAACAUCCAGAAGGACCCGGAUGAUCCAACAACUGAUCUCGAGUUAGUGGCCGAUGUGAUUGAUCACAUUCACACUAAUGGAGAGCCAGGUGCAGUGUUGUGUUUUCUGCCUGGCUGGCAAGAUAUUACAGCUGUGCAACAGAAGCUGGAGGAGAAAAAGGCCUUCAAAUUGGGCUCACAGCUCAUUCUACCAUUGCACUCAAGCAUGUCUGUGGCUGACCAGCAGGUUGUAUUUAAACGUCCUCCAGAGGGCCGCCGCAAAAUUGUCCUGGCAACUAACAUCGCCGAGACGUCCAUCACCAUCGAUGACAUCGUGCACGUAGUGGACCUGGGCACUCAGAAAGAGCAGAGUUACGAUCCAAGAACUAAGGUCUCAUGUUUAGAUACGGUCUGGAUUUCUCGCUCAAACGUCAUCCAGCGACGAGGGAGGGCGGGCCGAUGCCAACCUGGCCACGCCUAUCAUUUGUUUCCUCAGAAAAAACUAGACACCAUGUCCUUGUUUCCCAUCCCAGAGAUUCUCCGCACCCCCCUGGAGAGCCUGGUGGUUCAAGCUAAGAUCCACAGUCCUCAGAGUAAAGCUGUAGAUUUCCUGUCCCAAGUGUUGGAUUCUCCAGAGCAAGGAGCAGUGAGGGAAGCCGUGAGGACGCUGCAAGAUAUCGGCGUGUUGGACAGCUCGGAGUGUCUGACUCCGCUGGGGGAGCGUGUGGCAUGUAUGUCAUGUGACCCCCGCCUGGGGAAGCUCCUAGUUCUUUCCACUGUUUUCCGCUGUGUUCUGCCUAUGCUGUCUGUGGCGGCCUGUCUGACCCGAGACCCAUUCCACAACAGUCUUCAAAACCGCACCGCAAUCAACAAGGCUAAAGAGGCUCUGAGUGGCUCCAGCUGCAGUGAUUACCUAGUGUUCAGUAAAGCAGUACAGAUUUAUAAAGAGCUGCAUGACAGACGCGACCGGCAGGAAUAUUUAGACUCGCACAGUCUUUCUGCGGCCAGUCUACGUUUUAUACAUGGUUUAACUCAGCAGUUCAGUGAGAAUCUGACCGAGGCGGCGCUGGUCACACACUCUGCUGAGUGUCUCCGCCCUUCCUCACUGCUCAAUCAGCACAGAAACCAGGAGGAACUUCUAAAAGCUGUGCUGCUGGCCGGGUUUUACCCCAACCUCAUCCAGGUGAGGAGAGGCGUUGUAAGCAAAGGAGGCAGGUUUCGUCCCAACGACCUGUGUUACCGCACUCGCAGUGGAUCUGUGUUACUUCACCGCUCCUCCGUCAACAGGACUGAGCGAAAGCUUCCCAGUCGCUGGCUCACGUUUUUCUCUGCAGUUAAAUCGAACGGCUGCGUCUUUAUCAGAGACUCUUCUGCAGUCCAUCCUCUGGCCCUUCUCCUCCUCACUGACUGUAACCUGAUCGAGCGUGCGUAUGGUGAUCGGGUCGAGGUCAUCAUGCCGGGCCGUUCUCUCAUACAGUGGGAACUGUCUGCUCAGAGCUGGGAGCUGCUGUGGCCCUUGCGGACGUCUCUACAGGUUAUGCUACACCGUAACCUCCAACCUUUAACCUCUGACUGUAGUGUGGAAGAGAACAGAAUUCAGGACGGCCAGCUCCUCUCUUUAUUAGUGGACCUUCUGAACAGCACAGAGCCGGAUGCUAACAAUGCAGACUGCAGUGAUGUGGAAUGACGACACGUUUUAUAGCUAAAUUAUAGAAAACUUGCACUUUGUCCCAUCAUUCUGUCUUGUGUUAAUUAAAAAAAUCAUAUAUUCAGUGUGUAUUCAGUGGGUGUUGGAUAUUCAGACAUUCUACACAUGGCUACACUGAUUACAUGCAUAAAAUAAAUUGUUCAUAACUGUGAAGCACUGCAGAGACAGUGGCAUUUUAAUGACCAAGAUAGAUAAUUGUGACAUCCAUUUAAUCAAAAAGCAUAACAGGUGAUAUAACAGUGUAUGAGUUUUCAUCUAUAUGCAAAAUAAAAUGCACACUAUUCUUUA
Silurus meridionalis is the source of this 3831-nucleotide messenger RNA. It is a transcript of the gene dhx30, whose product is annotated as DEAH (Asp-Glu-Ala-His) box helicase 30. The transcript has 20 exons. The coding region runs from base 25 to 3522 and encodes 1165 amino acids. Gene Ontology annotation, cellular component: intracellular anatomical structure; nucleus; cytoplasm. Gene Ontology annotation, molecular function: DNA helicase activity; ATP binding; G-quadruplex RNA binding. NCBI's taxonomy places the organism in Eukaryota, Metazoa, Chordata, Actinopteri, Siluriformes, Siluridae. The record is from RefSeq and is a predicted model, not a curated record.